Messenger RNA from Apiotrichum porosum, 942 nucleotides. RefSeq lists its product as uncharacterized. The record is from RefSeq and is a predicted model, not a curated record. Gene Ontology annotation, molecular function: protein binding. The transcript is spliced from 5 exons. The coding region runs from base 1 to 942 and encodes 313 amino acids. Lineage: Eukaryota; Fungi; Basidiomycota; Tremellomycetes; Trichosporonales; Trichosporonaceae.
AUGUCCCACCCUCGCGAGUACGAAAUCGCGCUCGGGCCAGACCACAAGCUGCAGUCGGUCUACUGCGACAUGAACAGUCUCAACCCCUUCACCACCGGUGGCGACUCGAUGGCUAUCAAGGACCGCCUUCCUCUCACUGAAGACCACUACACCCAAAAGGAUACCAGCAUGAACCGCAAGAUUUGGGACUUGAUCCCCCUCAUGGAUAUGAUGCCCAUGGGUCGACUCAACCAGGCCUACGAAAACAGGCGUGAUGCGGAACGUCACACGCACAUCGACAACUUCUAUGGGAUUUACGACAACCGCCUCACUUCCGCUUGGACUAGGCUCGAAACCAAGAAGGCCAACGGAGACAUUGAACCUCUGGCUUCCGCUGUUACGCGUGCCGAAGCUCUCAAGGCGAAGGGCAAUACGCUGUUCAAGAAGGACAAGAUGGUCCUAGCGCUGGAGGCGUACCGCGACGCCAUGUACACAUUGUAUCCUUGGAGCAACAACCCUCUGCUCUUCACUUCAACCGACGCGUUCAAAUACGGCAUUGUUGACAUCCUCUUCGCUGUCGUGAAGCUUUGCGCCAAGAUGCUGAUCAACAUGCGCUACAUCACUCAUCGCCAACUCGUCAAGGCGUAUGCUCGUUCCGCCGAGGCCACGUACGGUCUUCACCAGACGCAGUUUGCCUCGGACGAUUUCGGUCCUCUCGGUAUGAACGUGAACGCCUCGCCCAGUCAGGUCAAGCAGAUCAUGAGCCCCCUACUUGCCCACUCGGUCUUCCUCUCCCUCUCAGACCCCGCCGACGACUGCUCCGCUCACGCCGACUGUGUCAUGCGUCACGACGGUUGUACCUCGCUCGCCGCCGUCCAGAAGCGCAUUGACGCGGUGUUCGACAAGGGCGACACGAGCAUCCUCCUGCCUACCGGAAUUCGCGUCACGUUUUCCACCAAGUAG